CAUCUGCCCUAAAUUUCCCUUCUUUCAGUCUGAACCCCUUCCCCUUUGUCCUGUCCCUCAAAUUCCUGGUGAAGAGUCCCUGGGAACAUCCCUAAGCCAAUGUGGCUCCUUCUGCUUCCAAACCAUUCCCGUUCCAUAACUCCCGGGGGUUCUCUGGGGACUCCUUUGGAGGGUUCCUGUUAGUGCUGAGCAGACAGGUCAGCCCAGGAAUAUUUGUGCUGUGAGGAAUGGGUUGUGGAAGUCACCUGGCAGCGUUUCUGUGCUUUGACUGACCCGUAAAGAUUUUUGGGGGCGUGAAAAAAAAAAUGAAACCCGAGUGAUUAAUAGCAAAUCUUAGAGUUUACAGGCUGAGCGUGGUGCUUUGCUCUCUGUGUAAAUAAACACACUCCAAACAUCAGGGCCAACCCAGCCCCAGAGCACAGGGACAUUUGUGGGUCCCCCAAAUAAUUUUCUGCAAGUUUGAAUGAAUCCAAAAUAAAUCACCUCUGCUGUCCUUACAUCGGCUCACCUUUGGCGUCAUUUACAGGCUACAAAAUGGUCUAUUUUUUUAAAACCAGGUCUUCUCUUUGGCCACAACACUUCCCUGAGGGUUCACCUACAAUUCAGAGAAUUAUCACUGUGCCCUUUUGAGUUUUUAAGUUGGUUUUUUUGGGGGUAUAGAACCGUUCAUUUGCAAUUCCCGACUCCGGGCACCGACGGAGCCGUUCUGCGAGAAGGUGAAGAAAUCCUUCCGAGGGUUUGCUGAUGGAAAAACCCAGGAUUGCAGGUGAAUUUAGCCCCAAAAAAGCAUCCCUUUGGAGAGGCCUGGCAGCUGACACAGCCACUUAUGUAAUAGGCAGUUUCAAUUACUGAUUCGCUAAUGACUGUUUUGCCCUUGCGCAGUUUGGUCCCGGUUUCUUCAUUCCCUCCUUCCUCGCUGCCACGCUGUGCUGCCUCUUCCUCUUGUUGACAUCUGUUCCAGUUCCCAAUAGGAAAAGCUGAAGUUACUGGCUUGAUUGUCCCCAGGGAAUCGCUGGCCAGCACUGGGAGCCAGGAGGAGCCCUGCUUGCCCCGUUGCCAGAGGACAGGAACCACAAGAACUGGCUGCCUCGUUUCCCAGGAGCUUGGAAAACUGCUUGGGGAAGAUUUUGGCCUCAUUUGUGACGGAGUGAUGGUAUCUGUGAGUCCAGGAUGGUUGCAUCUUGCAUGUCCACAGAGCAAGAAGGCUUUGCUGGCGUUCUCCAACCUCUGCCAGUCCUAAUUGCCUCAGCAUUCCUACAGAUCCUGCAUCUGAGCUGGAGGAGGAUCAAAAAAACCAGCCAGCAGGGGCUCAGCAGCCUGAGAGCCUCUGAGGGGUGACAGGUCUGAAGUGGGGGCACGGCAUCCAUGAAGACCCGUGACUAAAGAAAGGAGCCCAGAGAACAGGAAGAAAGCAGCAGGGGUGUUAUCCCAGAGGGAUGACAGGAGCAGCCCCAGCCAUCUUACUCAGGAAGAAAGACACGUAGAGGAUGGAGCAGGGAGCGGCGAGGGAAGAAGGCAAGGAGGAAGGUUUGAUCGAGUUCUAUGACUCCUUCAAGGACAUGUUUGAGUUCUUCUGCAAGAACACGACCAUCCACGGCACCAUCCGCCUCGUGUGCUCCGGCAGCAACAGGAUGAAAACGGCCUUCUGGACCCUGCUGCUCCUGGCCAGCUUUGGGAUGCUCUACUGGCAGUUUGCCCUCAUGUUCAGCCAGUACUGGGCCUACCCCGUGGUCCUGACCAUGUCCAUGCACUCGGAGCCCAAGAUGUUCCCAGCAAUCACCAUCUGCAACCUGGAUCCCUACAGGUUUGAGCUGGUCAGUGAGCACUUGGUGCAGCUGGAUCGCAUGGCAGAGGAGUCCAUCACCUUCCUGUAUGGCAUCAACACCUCAGCCAGGUUAUUCCACAUGAAUGAUGGGAAUAUCCGUGUCAAGGACUUGUCCAGCAUGGGGAACCUCAGCAGGUCGAGCUUCAAGCUGAGCCAAAACUUCUCCCUCCUGAGAACGACCGACCUGAGGUCAGGGAAGAAACAUUCCAGUGUGGGCUUCAGGCUGUGCAAUGCCACGGGUGGGAAUUGCUUCUACAAGACCUAUUCCUCGGGGAUGGAUGCAAUCCUUGAGUGGUACAGGUUCCACUACAUGAAUAUCAUGUCCCAGCUGCCAGUUAUAAUCAACAUUUCUGACCACGAGGAGCAAAUAGAAGACAUGGUCUACUCCUGCCAGUACGAUGGGGAGCCCUGCAGACCCAGUGACUAUGUCCACUUUCACCACCCUGUCUUUGGGAGCUGCUACACUUUUAACAGCAAGGGGACAGACCCUUUUUGGACAGCUACAAAGCCAGGAAUUCCUUAUGGCCUUUCCCUGAUCCUGAGGGCGGAGCAGAAGGAUCACAUCCCGCUGCUGUCCACGGUGGCGGGAGUGAAGGUGAUGAUCCACAACCACAACCAGACCCCCUUCCUCGAGCACGAAGGCUUUGACAUCAGACCAGGCAUUGCCACCACCAUUGGCAUCCAGCAGGAUGAGGUGAAUCGCCUGGGUGGCAAUUAUGGGAAGUGCACAACUAAUGGGGAUGAUGUGGAUGUGAAGCUGCUGUACAACAACUCCUACACCCUGCAGGCUUGUUUGCAUUCCUGCUUCCAGCACAUCAUGGUUCAGAAGUGUGGCUGUGGCUAUUACUACUACCCCCUGCCCCCUGGGGCUGAGUACUGUGACUACAACAAGCAGCCUGCCUGGGGGCACUGCUUUUACCAGCUCUACAACAGGCUCAGAAAUCACCACCUGAACUGCUUCGACCAGUGCCCCAAGCCCUGCAGGGAAUCCCUGUACAAGGUGUCUGCUGGGACAGCAAAGUGGCCAUCAGCAAAAUCUCAGGACUGGGUCCGCCAGGCUCUGAGGCACCAGAAUGGAUAUAAUUCCACCAGCAACAGGAGGGACAUUGCCAAGGUGACCAUCUUCUACCAGCAGCUCAACUACCAGUCUGUGAACGAGUCUCCUCUGCUCUCAGAGAACCUGCUGCUGUCCAGCAUGGGGAGCCAGUGGAGCCUCUGGUUUGGCUCCUCAGUGCUGUCUGUGGUUGAGAUGUUCGAGCUGCUCAUCGACACCCUGGUCCUGUCUCUCCUCUUCUGCUACCAAAGGCUCAGGUCCAAGAAGACCCUGAGAGUGGCUCACACUGCCACUGUCCCCAGCGUGAGCCUGGCCCUGGAGAACUACAGAGUUGUGCAGGAAGAGGCUGGGAAAGGGGAGGAUUCUGCUCAGGGUCCCCCCUCUGGGGUGGCUGUUGCCAGGGCCAGCAGUGGGGACCUGCACCUUCACCCUCCCUCCAGCAAGGUGGGAAUGGCUGAGAGCUGCCCUGAGGUGGUGCUGGGGGGGUUUAGGGACACACAGGACAGCAGUUUGGGAGGGGAACUGAAAAGCUGAGGGGGUGUCUGUGUGCCUGGAGAAGUGGGAGACUGGGAACUCCUCUGCUGCUGCCAGGAAGGUGCCAAACAGAGACAUCCUGGAUCCACGGCCUGGGAGAGCCUCCACACCUCCCUGAGCCUGGAAAUCCUCCUCCAGCUGCUGCAGGUUCCCUGCUAACCCAUCCAUGUGUCCUGGAGCCAGGGUUAGUGGAUCCUGAGGAGCCUCUGGGGAGGGCAGAGCUGCACUUCUGCUCUUGGGGCAGUCCUUGAGUUCCCUCACAAAAGCCUGUUCACAACUCCUAAUUUAUGAACCCCUGUGAGGAAACCAGCCUGUGGCUUCAGGCAGGCCCACCUACAUUUCACAGACGUGCUCCAGCCUGGCUGUUCAUGGAAAGAAUUCCAGUGGAGGCCAAGGAUUGCCUGGUCCAGUGGAAGGUGCCCCUGCCCGUGGCAGGGGGUGGGAAGGAGAUGAGCUUUGAGGUCCCUUCCAGCCCAAACCAUUCCAUGAUUCCAUGAUUCACAUCCAGGGGUGUCACAGACAGAGCUUGUAACAGGCUCUGAUUCCAGCUUGGCUUCCAAGACACCUCCUGUCCUGAGCCUGUUCCUGUUGCAUUUUGAGGCCAAGGCACAGGAUGCUGCUGCUGAGAUGCUUUUAGACUCACCCCAGAUGAUUUCAAACGAGACUGGCUCUACCUCAGAGGGCAAAGGAAGAGAAGAACUGGGGUUGAUACCCUUUUCAGGUGAAAAAGCAUCUGAUUUCUGUAGAAGGUUAAACAGUGCUGCGUUUUUGUUGCAGUCCAUUUAUAAACAGAGAUGGUUUCAUGUUAAUAUUUGACAGUAACUUAUAUGUACAUAAAAUAACACGUUUAUUUUUGAUGCUGACGUUUGCACAGGAGCAUUUUACUCUGUUAUAACCUUGUUUGUGACUUUCUGCAGAAAACAAGAGUUAACAAGAAAUCCACGAGCUUUGUUUUGUAACUUUUUUUAAA
This is a messenger RNA of Pseudopipra pipra, 4383 nucleotides long. It is a transcript of the gene SCNN1D, whose product is annotated as sodium channel epithelial 1 subunit delta. The record is from RefSeq and is a predicted model, not a curated record. The transcript has 13 exons. Bases 1488 to 3413 code for a protein of 641 amino acids. Gene Ontology annotation, cellular component: sodium channel complex; plasma membrane. Gene Ontology annotation, biological process: sodium ion transmembrane transport. Gene Ontology annotation, molecular function: ligand-gated sodium channel activity. Lineage: Eukaryota; Metazoa; Chordata; Aves; Passeriformes; Pipridae.